This is a messenger RNA of Procambarus clarkii (red swamp crayfish), 3625 nucleotides long. RefSeq lists its product as uncharacterized. Lineage: Eukaryota; Metazoa; Arthropoda; Malacostraca; Decapoda; Cambaridae. The record is from RefSeq and is a predicted model, not a curated record.
GUGAGGGUCACAGUGAAGGCGGGCACACCUUGGCACCACACGCACACGCUCGCGCACACGCACGCACGCACGCACUACAGACUUUGUCAACACUCCUGUAGACCAACAAUUAAGAAGGAUGCGAGUGUUGGUGGCGGCGGCGGCGGUGUUGGCGGUGGUGAUGGUGGUGGUGCCGGUGCCGGGAGCUGAAGCCCAAAUGUCGCUGGGGCCUGGCGGGUUCGGCUUACCACCAAUCAACAUUGUGUCCGUUUUCAAGUUCGUCCGGGACUUCUUCCUGGCCCUCCUGUCUCCUGCCGCCGCCAGUCCCGCCAAAAUUAGUGAAGCCAAAACCACUGAAGUUAACAGCAGUUCCCCGGCCGCCGUCAAUGGCACCAAGUCCACGAUGACCAACCAGCGGGAAGAGAAGAGCGGGGCGGAGGCCACGACCCGGGAGCCCUACCUGGCGGACCUCAACGACUCGGACGACGAGGUCACCAUCAUCACUGUCGAAGACCACGAGCCCAGGAUCGUCGAGAAGUUUGACGCCGGGUGCGAGGAGGACGACAACGGAGACUGCCUGGAGGCGCCGUCGCCGGCCGCCAAGGACGGACUGAUCACGCCCAACGUGGCGGCCACGUCAGCAGCGCUCCUGGGCAGGUGGCCCGUUGGUUACAUCGUCUUCAUCAUCAUCUGCUUCUGGAUCACCGUCGUCAUCUCCACACCUUACUUCAUCACCGGCGAGACCAUCGCUAGGAGGGAUGAGGAACACACCUACCUUGGACUAGUCGACCAGCAGGACAUCCUGCUGCUGCUGGCGUGGCUGCUGGGGGAGGCCAGCCACGACAACUCCUGUCUGGAGAGGAUCGUCUGCCUCACGCCCGACAAGUCCUCCAAGUACCUCACCGUCUCCUCCAUGAUCUUCAAGGUGGCCGGCUACCUCCGAAGAUGGGUUCCCUACAGUCCCCGGUACGUCGACCAGCUGCACCACUUGAACGAGGUGGCCGAGAAUGGCUUCUCUCAGUCCUGCCACAAGUACUCCUGUCCAACCGUGCCAGAGCUCUAGGCAACACCUGCUCCCCAACGACGCGGUCUUUCUGGACGGCUCACCCACACCCUCGUGGAGAUGGUUCGUCCCACACACACGUUCUGGAAAUCACACAUUGAUUAGCUUGCAGGAUUCCAGAAGUGUACAUCCAAGUGUUUAUCAUCCUACUGUAGUUGUUGGAAACUCUUAUCCUGUAGGAUUGGUUACCUCGUUAGUCUUGUUUGUAUUACGUUCCCAUACUCCUGGGCAUCAUCCAACAUGUCUAACACCGCCCUCAGUCUUGUAUCAACACAACAGUUGAUCUUCAAAAUGUUAAUAACAAAAGCAGCAGUCAAGCUUACGACGCUCGGUAUUUCGUUGUAGACAGAUUGCCAGAGACCGAGUCAGAAGUGAAGUCGAGUUGUGAAAAUGUAAACUUUCAAGCCAAACCCAAAAGUUGCUGAAUGUGGGUGUAAGCAUCCUAGUUUAUAGCCAAAUUAAAACUUUCUCUCGCAUAUUCUUUCCUAAGCUAUAUGAUCUUAAAUGUGUGCCAGGAUCCACUGAGCACUCACGGACUCUACUCGUCUUAGCGACUCUCAUAAGCUCCAAUGUUAAGCUCGUAAAUGUAAACUGUGGCUUCCUCGGGUUUCUUAUGGUGUGUAAAACAUUGUUAUUGUGCGCUCCCCCCCCCCCCCCGUUAAUAUUGUUAUAUUAACGAAUUAAUUAUAGUUCAUUAGAAAAUCACAACAAACUCUUAAUGAUCUAAAAUAAUUUAUAAUCACUGGGAUAAGAGUGUUAUCUCUCGAAAAUAACUCUACAAGUUCAUGGCUUAUAUUAGCCUAGUCCCGAGUAAUGAAUAUAUUUACAACAAAACAAUGCUCACCUCAUUACUUGUAACAUGACACACCCUCUUCACACAUGCACAUUCAAAUACCUGAAGUGGAUCACUCAAGACGGCACUAGAUAAUUCAUUUGUUGUGUCCUGUAAAUAGUAACCGGUAAUUUUCUGGCGCUAGAUAUGCCCCAUUCAACUGGCGUGCGGCCAACUGCCAGUGGUCGGGGUCAACUGAGGACCGUGACGCAGCGCUGUGUGCUGCCUUACUUCCAUGACGUAACUUAACAAUGUUACCGUUGAUUGGGUAAUUUAUCUUUUACGUGGUGCUUGAGAACUCUCGGUUACCACCAAGUGACAGCGUCGACCUCCAGAGGUGAAGUACCAGCGUCGACCUCCUGAGGUGAAGUACCAGCGUCGACCUCCUGAGGUGAAGUACCAGCGUCGACCUCCAGAGGUGAAGUACCAGCGUCGACCUCCAGAAGUGAAGUACCAGCGUUGACCUCCAGAGGUGAAGUACCAGCGUCGACCUCCAGAGGUGAAGUACCAGCGUCGACCUCCUGAGGUGAAGUACCAGCGUCGACCUCCAGAGGUGAAGUACCAGCGUCGACCUCCAGAGGUGAAGUACCAGCGUCGACCUCCAGAGGUGAAGUACCAGCGUCGACCUCCAGAGGUGAAGUACCAGCGUCGACCUCCAGAGGUGAAGUACCAGCGUCGACCUCCUGAGGUGAAGUACCAGCGUCGACCUCCAGAAGUGAAGUACCAGCGUUGACCUCCAGAGGUGAAGUACCAGCGUCGACCUCCAGAGGUGAAGUACCAGCGUCGACCUCCAGAGGUGAAGUACCAGCGUCGACCUCCAGAGGUGAAGUACCAGCGUCGACCUCCUGACGUGAAGUACCAGCGUCGUAUUACCACUCACUAACAAUGCUGAUUAUCAAAUACUGCGGAGCUUGUCCUAUUUUCUGAGUUCGAUCACCUUUCAAUACUCGCGGCUGGAAUCCUGAUGUGCAUGAUACAAUUUGUCGCUACUAAUUUAUGAAGCUCAUUCACAAUAUCCAAACUAUAAUAAUAAUAAUAUUUUUUAUGAAAAUGUACAGACAUGUGAUACAUGAACAGUGGUGAACUUGAAGGUAAGAUAAGUACAAUAUAUCAAGCCACUAAUACGCAGAGCGGCCAUAACGACCGCUCCCCACACAAUAGUAAACAUUCACCUGACGGAAAAGCACUCUGACUUUUUCUUCAACAUGGACAAGGUCUGCUAGAAGUAGGCCUUCAGGAGUCUGCUGUUUUCUAUGAGAUCAGUUCUCCUUAAUAAAUGGGUCGAGCUUCGGUCAGACGAAUCCUCAAGAGAAAAUAGAACUGAAGUGAGACUCAAAAUUUCUUGAGGCUUCAGAGAGGUGAUGAGUUCAGCUCACUCGCGGGUCAUGUGAUCAAUAAAGGAAAUAGGUUUUCGUGACCUCACACCUAAGUUAUUCUCUAUCUUGUUUGACCAAAAAUAUUACAAAAUACUGAUAUAGCUUCAUACAACUUGUAAUAUACGAAAUUAUGCUUUUUAAUUUGAGUUAAAUAUAUUCUGUAGCAGUCCUAUGUAAAUGUACUGGAGAAUAUUACUCUCACAGAUGAAGAGUGAUAUUAAGAUGGACCACUGGAAGGUCACACUGAGAGGUGGACCUUGUGUGGUGAGGCAGUCACUAGACCCACCUCACACUCACGACUCUUGUUGUUGUUCUUGUAAUUUAUUUGUUAAUUCCCACCACUUAUACAGUAUAAUAUAUAUAUAUAUAUAUAUA